AUGGCCGCUCCGACGACGGUCGUGGUGGCGGCGGCGGCGGCGGCGGCCACAGCUGUAGCCGGGGCUGUGGCGGGGGCGGGCGCGGCCACUGGGGCCGGCGUGGGAGCAACGCCUGUGCCGCAGCAGCAUGAUGGCUGUUUUGGUACUUCAGGUGGAAUUCGUCCUUUUCAGCUUCAAAACUGGAAGCAGAAAGUUAGUCGGACUAAGAAAGCAGAAUUCAUACGUACAGCAGAAAAAUUUAAAAGCCAAGGGAUUAACAUAGAAAAAGAUAAACACAGUCAUUUCUACAACCAAAAAAGUGACUUCAGAAUUGAACACAGUAUGCUGGAAGAAUUGGAAAACAAAUUGAUUAACAGCAGGAAAACAGAAAGAGCAAAAAUCCAGCAACAACUGGCCAAAAUACACGACAAUGUAAAGAAACUUCAGCAUCAGUUAAAAGAUGUGAAGCCUACACCUGAUUUUGUUGAAAAGCUCAGAGAAAUGAUGGAAGAAAUUGAAAAUGCAUUUAACACUUUUAAGGAGGAGCAGAGGUUGAUAUAUGAAGAGCUUAUCAAAGAAGAGAAAACAACUAAUAAUGAGUUGAGUGCCAUAUCAAGGAAAAUUGACACAUGGGCUUUGGGUAAUUCAGAAACAGAGAAAGCUUUCAGAGCAAUGCCGAGCGAAGUUCCAGUAGACAAAGUGACACCAAGUACUCUUCCAGAAGAAGUGGUAGAGUUUGAAAAACUCCUUCAGCAAACAGGAGGGCGACAAGGGGGCUGGGAUGAUUAUAAUCAGCAGAGCUUUGUAAAGGUGAGAAACAAGCAUAAAGGGAAGCCAGCAUUCGUGGGAGAAGUCCUAGAACACCUUCCUGGAAGAACACAGGAUGAAAUUCAACGGCAUGAGAAAUGGUAUCAAAAACUCCUGGACCUAGAAGAAAGGAAAAAAGAGUCUAUUCAGAAUUGGAAAACCAAAAAGCAGCAAAAAAAGGAGGAAAUUUUCAAGUUAAAGGAAAACGGGGAGAAUGUACCAAUGCUUUUUCAUAAUAAACAGGAAGAUAAUCAAAAGCAAAAAGAAGAACAAAGGAAGAAACAGAAAUUGGCAGUUGAAGCUUGGAAGAAACAGAAAAGUGUAGAAAUGUCAAUGAAAUAUGCUUCCCAGUUAAAAGAAGAGGAAGAGGAAGAGAAAGAGAAAAGGCAGCAGAAAGAGCGUCAAGGCCAAUGCAAACUAAAAUUGCUGCUAGAAACUUACACCCAGCAGAAGCAAGAACAGGAAGAAUUUUUGAGACUUGAAAAGGAGAUAAGGGGAAAGACAGAAAAGGCAGAAAAAAGGAAAACUGCUGCUGAUGAAAUUUCUAGGUUUCAAGAAAGAGAUUUACAUAAACUUGAACUGAAAAUUCUAGAUAAACAAACAAAGGAAGAUGAAAAGGCAGAAAAACAAAGAAAACUGGCAAAAUUAAAAGAAAAGGUUGAAAACAACGUUAGUGGAGAUCCUUCUAGACUUUACAAACCUACCAAAGGUUGGGAAGAAUGGACCAAAAAGAUAGGACCAACAGGCUCUGGGCCACUUCUACAUAUCCCACAUAGGGCUAUUCCAACCUGGAGACAAGGAGUUUAG
Hippopotamus amphibius kiboko is the source of this 1593-nucleotide messenger RNA. RefSeq names its product coiled-coil domain-containing protein 112-like. The transcript has a single exon. The record is from RefSeq and is a predicted model, not a curated record. The coding region runs from base 1 to 1593 and encodes 530 amino acids. Lineage: Eukaryota; Metazoa; Chordata; Mammalia; Artiodactyla; Hippopotamidae.